Messenger RNA from Aureococcus anophagefferens, 882 nucleotides. RefSeq lists its product as hypothetical. The coding region runs from base 1 to 882 and encodes 293 amino acids. The transcript is spliced from 2 exons. NCBI's taxonomy places the organism in Eukaryota, Pelagophyceae, Pelagomonadales, Pelagomonadaceae. The record is from RefSeq and is a predicted model, not a curated record.
AUGCGCGUCUUCCUCGUGUCGGACCUCCACGCCGACUGCAGCCACAACAUGCGCUGGUGCGAGAACCUGGAGCGCGAAGCGGACAGCGCGCUCAUCGUCGCCGGCGACGUCGCGACGGAUCUCGGCGCCAUCGGCCGCUGCCUGAAGGUGCUGCUGGACCGCUACGACGUCGUGUUCUACACGCCGGGCGCGCCGCGGCGCAACCACGAGCUCUGGCGGUCCUCCGGCUUCGCCGACAGCUUCGCGAAGCUCGACGCGGUCCUCGCGCUCUGCGCGGACCUCGGCGUGCGCACGGCGCCGGAGCUGCUGCCCUGCGGCGUCUUCAUCGUGCCGCUUUUAUCGUGGCCCCACGAGGACUUCGACCGCGAGCCGCCGCUCGCGCUGCCGCCCGGCGAGACGCUGCGGCGGCCCGUCGAGCCCGCCUGCCGCUGCAUCAGCGACUACGGCGCGUGCGUCUGGCCGGGCUUCGAGAACGGGUCGCGCGCGCUCGCGGCGCGCUUCGACGCCAUGCAGGACCUCGCGCCGCUCCUGGAGCUGCGGCGGCGGGCCUACCCGACGGUGCCGCUGAUCAGCUUCUCCCACUUCCUGCCGCUCCAGUCGCUCCUGCCCGAGAAGCGGUUCCUGUUCUCGCCGAACCUCGCCAAGGCCGUCGGCAGCGACUUCCUCGAGGCCCGCGUGCGCGCGCUCGACGCGGACAUCCACUGCUUCGGCCACACGCACUUCUCCUGGGACUCGACGGAAAACGGCACGCGCUACGUGCAGCACUGCCUCGGCACGCCCGACGAGGCGAAGCGGCGCGAGGCAGCGUCCUGUGGCCGUGACGAGUUUCGAGGGAUGUCGACCGGGAAAACGAAGAGAACUCGUCACCGACAUGCUUGGUAG